Molecule: messenger RNA, 2565 nt
Organism: Fonsecaea multimorphosa CBS 102226
Lineage: Eukaryota; Fungi; Ascomycota; Eurotiomycetes; Chaetothyriales; Herpotrichiellaceae
Exons: 1
Coding region: 1-2565 (854 amino acids)
Molecular function (GO): electron transfer activity; heme binding
Source: RefSeq, a predicted model, not a curated record
AUGGACCCUGAUCACGGAUUGCUCCUGCUGUCAUGCAGCGAGGAGAUCGUCACAAAACUGUCAACAAAUUGCAUGCAAACUGUACAACUACUGGAAGAGAACUUGAGUGUCCCAGAUAACUAUUUUAAUCUUUUGCUUACAAGCAUCAGCAGAACCCUGGACGAGGUCAAGACAAGCAUUCUUACGGCUUCCACAAACUUCCGACAUGCUCUUGCGGACCAAAGAGCCAGCUCUUCAGGCCUACAUGGCCAACUUGACACACUCAAACAAGAGAUCCGCCGGACCCAGGACAGCCUUCAAGAGGCAAUACGGGAGAAGGUAAAUUACCAAAGCGAGCUGCAAUGCAAAGAAUCCGAGCUGGCCAAAAAAAGCAAGGACUUGGUUGCAAAGUCUCAUGAGUUGGCCGAACUCAGAGAAAAGGGCGAGGCACUCUGUCAGGGACCACAAACCCAAGAGUCAGCUCAACCCCGAGAAAAGGGUGAGUCACUCUAUCAGGGACCACAGACCCAGGAGCCAGCUCAACCCAGAGAAAAGGGUGACGCACUCCUCCACGGACUACGGGGCAAGGAAUCCGAGCUUGCCCAAGAAAGUGAGGACAUUACUGCAAUGACACAGGAACUAGCCGAACUCCGAGAAAAGGGUGAGGCCUUCCUCCACGGACUACCGCGCAAAGAAUCCGAGCUGGCCACAAACAGCAAGGACUUGGUUGCGAGAACCCAGGAAGUAGUCGAACUCACACAAAAGGGUGAGGCACUCCACCAAGGACUGCGGUGCAGAGAAUCCGAGCUUGCCCAAAAAAGCGAGGACUUGACUGCAAAGACCCACGAACUAGCUGAACUGGAAAGAACUAAAAACGAGUUGGCCAUGAAAUUCGAGGUACUCCAGGAAAGAGAACUCUCGUAUCGAGAGGCUCUCCGUUGUAAAACCUCACUCCUGGAAACAAAGCAGAGAGAGUGUGAAGACCUCCUGCAAGAAAGGACUGGCUUGGCCACAGAGUCCAUCCAGAUGCGCCAAGAGAAAGAACUCCUCCAACGCACAAUCUCUGAACUACAGGGGAACGCAAAGAAACAAGAAUCGGAGAGAGAUCUAUUGCUCAAGGACAUGACUCGGUUGCGUGCUAACAUUCAACAGAACAUUUCAAGCAAAGUCGAAGGUCUCCGCCAGGAGAUUCGGGGUGAGUUUACUGACUUCUGGGAUGAGGCCCGUGACAAAAUACGGCUCGAGAUAGAGCAACACGCGAAUAAGCUCCGAGAAAGACAUUUACAGAUUCUCGAGGACGAAAAAAACAAGUUAAGGGAACACCAUACGGAACAGCUUACAGAUAUCCAACGAAACCAUGAACGAGAGCUAACACAGCUACAGUCAGACCAACAGAGGACACAGCAGGAUCUCGAGAAUUUGCAGACCCGGAAUGCUGUUUUCAGAUCCGAAAUCAGCAAACUGAACGAAACCUGGCAAAACAAGCUGACUGCGGAGAGGAAGGAGGCGCAAGAGCGUUUCCGAAUCGAACUCGCAAAGCAAAAGGCUGAAAGCAAGCAGAAACAGCAAGACCACCUUGCGGCACUGCGGAACACAGUUGCUGAAAUGGAGGAGAGGGGUGCAGAAUGCGAAGCUACAUAUCACGAUUUGCGUGAGACCCAAGCUGAGCUGCUCGCCCUGAUCCGAUCACAAGCUGACAAUAUAGAGCAAAUGAAGGUGGAACACAGCCGCAACACAGAGGUUACGGAGACGCACGAAUCCCACCAAGGCGUCGCGCCUGAAGCACCGGUCUUCACGCUCCAUCAAGGUGAGGAAUUUUUCGGAUACCCCGAAGACAGUGACGUGGAGAAUCAAAACCCUCGCAAGAGAAAUCGCGCAGUUUCGAUGGAACUUGGUUCUAGGAAGCUACCCGAGAUGCACAAGAGGAGAAGAGUGGAUCAUGAAGAACAUCCUCUGAGAGCUGAUCUCCAGGAAGACGAAGAUAUUUUCGACCGACCACGGCCUGCUUCAAUUGAGACAAUCUCAGAAACCCAGCUCGAGGCGGAUGGAGACCGACUGACCUCAGACGAAGAAAGCCUGGACGAGAAAGUGAACCAACUCCGGGGAAUGUUCCUGCUUGCAUGGGAUUAUUCUGACGAAGAAGAGGAAAUAAUCAGAGGUUACCUCGCCGCCAUGAUCAAAAGCAGGAAGGAAUUGUCUGCUGUAGUGCGAGAUAUUGACCAGUACUGUGUGGGCCCUCUUGACAGUGAGCCUCUAUAUCCACGCCCUUGUCUGAUGGCAAAGUUAUUCAACAAAAACGCUGGCAAAGGCGGCCAAACCAUGACAAGCCGGAAUUGCAAGCACUGCCACAAACAGAACAGAAUAUGUCUCUGGGCGAAACAUGUUCCGGGUGUUGCGACUGGGUUCGGUCCAAGAGUAAAUGGCCAAAUCCUUGCAGACAACGGCGGCCGCAAACAUACUCCCAACCAACAGCCGUGGCUCCUUCAACUCGGAGGGAACGAGGUACGUUGGGUCCUGAAAAGACGAAAAAUGAGUGCCAGUGAGCCGGCAGAUACAGCGUGGGAGGUGGACGGCCUGAUUGUGUAG